AAGUGGGGGAGAGAGAGAGAGAGAGAGAGAGAGUGACUGACUGACUGACUCUGACUGGUUCAGCAUGCGCUUGUGGUGUGUAUACAUGUGUGUGUGCACAAGAGAGGCAUGCAUGCAUUUGUGAGCUUGUAUAUGUGUGCGCGUGAGGGAGAGACAGUGCUGUUUUAUUUUGUAUGCACGUCUCAGAGAGAGAGAGAGAGAGAGAGAGAGAGAGAGAGAGAGAGAGAGAGAGAGAGAGCGAGUCAUCUAUGUAGAAUGUGUCAGAGGGAAAGAAAUCAAACUGGCUCCAUGAAAUUUAUGUGACUCAAACAGUGUUCUCUGACUGUAUCCACAAGAAAGGGAGGGAAAGCAAGCGAGGAGAAAAGGAAGAGAGAGAGAGAGAGAGAGAGAGAGAGAGAGAGAGACAGACAGAACUACGGAGAAUGAGCCAUGAUGAUUCAGGUCCCUCCACCCUCUCACAAGACCAACGGCCAUAACUGGCGCAACUCACAGGAACUCCAGCACACUUCAGGCAGCCAUCCUGUGACAAACAAUCAGUCACAUACUUUGCAAGGACAAUCACAAUUAACCACGGUCUCAGGAAACAGAUGAAAACUAUCAGGCCCCUGCAAAGCUCCCAUAUUCUCAGCUCUGAAAAUGAAACUGUGAAUGCACACACACAGUGCUGAGAGAACUGCUUAGAUUGGAGCUCACUACCGUGUCCACACACACACAUGCACACAGAGACUUCCCUGUUCCGUUUUCGCUGAAAGCACAGAUUGAAAGACAGGGUUUUUAUUUAGUUGCCUGGUAUGAACUCCAGACUGUACGUGAAGAGUCUCUGUAAUAUAAUGGAAAUAUAACUCAUUUUUGCGAAGAACCAAAACAACAACACCACAUUGGAACAGUAAUUAAACAGUUUCAUUGUGGAGACAAAAAAAACCUGUGUGUUCACUGUGAACCAGACACUUUGGGCCUGACCAAGUCAAAGGGACAGCUACACGAGCAAGGGAGACCAUGACAUCACAUGGAAAACUGAGAAAGGAAAGGGGGAGUCUGGCAGAGUAUGAGACACAAAUCAAAGAGGUGCGUGGUCAGCUCUCGGAGCAGCUAAAAAUCUUGGAUGCGCAGCUAGAGGUGAAAACACAGCAGCUGCAGGAUCUAAGCGAGUACCUACGCAGACGGGGUGAGAUUGAGGCAGAGUACGCCCGCUCUCUGGAAAAACUCAGCGAGAAGUUCACCGUCAAGACCAAAAGAAAGGAGCAGAUAGACCUGUCGGUGGCUCAGUGCUGGACGGUUCUGCUGACCCAAACCAGACAGGAGAGCCGAGAUCACAGCUCAAUGAGUGAACUCUGCAGCAACACCCUCACACAGCGGCUCUCACACUGCAUAGAGGACACACACCGCCUGGCAAAGAGGAGCAAGGAGGUGGGUCUCCAAAUGCAGGACGAGCUCUUGAAAAUCACCACAGAGCUUCAAACGGCUUUGAAAACGUAUCAUCAGUACCACAUCGACUGUCUGGCUGCGGAAGGCAAGCUCAAAGAGGCCACACGACUGGAGGAGAAACAGACAGGCAAAUCAGCUGAUUUUGGACUCAGCCAGUCAGGAGGGCAGAGACGCAGUUCGGUGAAAAAAAUGGAGAGACUGAUGGAGAAGAGACAUGGGAAAGUACAGGAAACUCAGCUGAAGUGCACUAAAGCUCGUAACGACUACUUGCUCAACUUGGCAGCAGCUAAUGCCUCCAUGAACAAGUACUAUCUGCAGGACAUUUGCACACUGAUUGAUUGCACAGAUCUGGGGUACCACCUGUCUGUUUCUCGGGUUAUACGCGGGUACCUCUCCUACCGAAACCGGAUCAUCCAGAACAUGAAAAAUGGCCUCCAGCAGCUUGACACAGCAGUGACUGGACUCAGUCAGGGUCAGGAUAGAGAUGCCCUGCUCCAGGCCCACAACACUGCAUUCUGCCUGCCCUUUCGCUUUCAGUACCAGCCUCAUGAAGGAGACCAGGUCUGUGAGGUGAGCGCAGAAGGCCAGGUGAGGUAUGAGCUUGAGACCAGAUUCCAGCAGCUUCAGUCCAGACUGGCCUCUGUUACCCUGGAAACAGAGGAGGUCAGUAAGACACUCAAGACAACGCACACUAACCUUCUGGAGAGCAUCUGUGAUGAUGAUUGCAACCCCACCCCUGACACCACUGCCACCCCAUUGGUGGACAACACAGGUGAUGGUGCAGGGAGCAAACCGACCUUGGCCAAACGCAGAGCCAAUCAACAGGACACAGAGACCUUCUACUUUACAAAAGUGAAGGAGCAAAUAAGUGGCAGCUCUCUGAUCUCGAAACUCCAGGCCAAACAUGACCUACUUAAAGAGGCCAUACAAAAAGCUGAGUCUAUUGACAGUGAUCCCUCCAGAAUGCAGCCUGGUAGAGCAGUGCGUGUGCGGAAAGCCAGGCCCUGCUCCCAGUACAACCACAAACUCUUCUCUGGAGACAUGCUCUCCUUCAUCCAGAGCUCUGGACAACAGAUCCCCCUAGUGGUGGAGAGCUGCAUUCGCUUCAUCAAUCUGCACGGUCUGCAUCAUGAAGGUAUUUUCAGAGUGCCUGGGUCACAGACUGAGGUCAAUCAUAUCAGGAAUGCCUUUGAAAGAGGAGAAGACCCGCUGACCGACAGUGAGAGUGACAUUGAUUCAGUGGCAGGGGUUCUGAAGCUUUAUUUUAGAGGUCUAGAGAAACCCCUGUUCCCUGAGGAGAGCUUCAGCCAGCUCAUGGAGUGUGUCCAGAUUGAGAAUAUGACAGAGAGAAUAGCGCAAAUAAAGUCAUUGGCCUCAUCCUUCCCUAGACCCGUUGUCAUAGUGAUGCGCUAUCUGUUCGCCUUCCUUCAUCAUGUCUCUCAGUAUAGUGAUGAGAACAUGAUGCAGCCGUAUAAUCUGGCCGUGUGCUUCGGCCCCAGUCUGCUCAGAGGGGUGGAGAUGGGUGGUGAUGAAGUGACCUUGGCACCUCAGAUCAAUGACCUUGUCAAGACAAUGAUCCUUCAUCAUGAGAACAUUUUCCCUGGGCCGUCUGAACUCCCAGGCCCCAUCUAUGAGAAAUGCAUGACUCUCGAGCAAGAAUACUGUGAACCCAUCACAGAAGAGGGUGAGGGUGACGCUGAACAUCUUCCCAAUGAAGAUGAGUGGGAGGCAGUGGCUAUGUUUGAUUAUGUUGCACGCUCUGCAGUCGAGCUGUCAUUCAAGCAGGGUGACCACCUCCUACUCCACAGCAAGGUCUCUGCUGAUUGGUGGAGAGGGGAAGUAGGCGGAGUGAAAGGCCUGAUCCCACAUAAGUACAUCAGUGUGAUAGAGGGGGUGGAGCGUAAGGGCAGAGGGAAGGAGGACAGCAGAGGGGGCAGCACAGGAAAUCUAGCAGAAGAACAGCAGAGCGAACACAGCACCCGUAUGAGGGUGAACAGUGACAGCGCAUCUCUGCCUGGCCGGCAGAGGACAAGCAGUGGAGGCAGCAGUAUAGGCGGAGGUGGGAGUGGAAGCCCCAUACGGAAGAUCACUCUGCAGGUGCCCGAGGGACGACUCAUCCUUCCUCCACAGUCAUCAGCAGUUGCACGCCAGGUCUCAGGUCAUCAAGAGCGCAGACACACUUUAGACACUCUGAGGCCAGUAGGAGGAGCAGCAGACAGACAGACAGUACAUAUUGACAAGGAGGUCAGUCGGCAGAUGAACUCAGUCUUUAAGGAGCUGUUGUCUCGUCAUUCUCCUCAAGAAGUCUUGGGUUCGAGCCCUCCUCCCGCCUCCGCCCCCACAUCCAUCCCUUCAGUAUCUUCCGCUGCUGCUCGGCCUCCGGUGAAGAAGGGAGGUUUUGGCCUGCGUGGCAGAGGACUAUUCAAACCCCAAGACCAACAGGACUGAGGGAGAGGGGAGGAUGAUCUCUGAGUGAAUACAAGUAUGAGUGUUGGGGAAAUGCCGAACUCAUUACAGAUAUGAAUAUAUUUUUCCAGACAUACAAUAUGUGGUACUCUUUAUGCCUUAUUAACUUAAGUGUAUUAAAGGAUUCAGUUAAAUCAUAACCAGUCAUGCAUCCUGUGAUUGUUUAUGGUUGAAUUUUGUGUAAAUCCAAUUUAUUGAUCCUGUUAUUAGUUGUAUUUGUGUUUUAGCUCUGUUAUUGUCUAAAGACGACAAUUAAUCUGGUCCUCAGUCAAGAGUUUCUGACUUCAUCUAAUCAUCCAUUGCAGUGACGUCCAGUGUCUGUAGUUUGUUACUGUAGUGUUAUGCAGUGUUGCUAUGGAGAUACAUACAGUAUAUAUAUCUGCUGAUGAUGUAUUCAUGGAGUACCAGACGGCAGACCAAAGUGUUUAGAAAGUCCCUCAAACUAUGUAGAUACUGAAUGGCAAGUGUGAUGUGGGAAUGACGUCUAUCAUAGACAGAGUCCACAUUGUUUAUUUUAGAUAUAGACAUGCCACACACAAUGUAAAAUAUGACUUUUAUGAAGACCAGUAUCCCAUUCAGUUGUUGUAGUUGUACUAUUUAUUAGACCUCGGGUAGAUGCCAUAUUUAAUUUGACAUAAAUGAAAACCAGGCUGAGAUGGACGGAAGUACAGUGUAUACAAUGUGUCGUACUGUUGUUGUUCUUUACUUUACCCAAGUACACAUACGCAAAUGCAAGUACUUGAGCUAUGCACAGUGUAGAAAAGCUAAUACUAAGUACUUUUUUUCAUUUCUGUCAGAUUAAAUGCCCUGUCUACCCUGAUUAAGGUCUAUUACAGGAGAGAUUUUAUCUUUAAAGUUUUAUUUUUUUAUUAGAUUUGAAGUUGAAGCUGAUUUUCUCAUUGCUUUUCUACACUGUGCAUAGCUCAAGUACUGAAUCUGUAUCCUUAGCCAAAGUAUAUUGUACUGAAGGUACAACAUGAUAACUUAAAAUCCUCCAGUGUUUUUAUCAGUAGGGUUAUUUAGUUUUACAAAACCAAUGGAAAUAACCAAUGGAGUUUUUUUAUUUUUUUUAUUUUUAUAUUUAAUAUUAA
Molecule: messenger RNA, 4982 nt
Organism: Myxocyprinus asiaticus (Chinese sucker)
Lineage: Eukaryota; Metazoa; Chordata; Actinopteri; Cypriniformes; Catostomidae
Product: SLIT-ROBO Rho GTPase-activating protein 3-like
Exons: 25
Coding region: 997-3873 (958 amino acids)
Biological process (GO): negative regulation of cell migration; signal transduction
Cellular component (GO): cytoplasm
Molecular function (GO): protein binding
Source: RefSeq, a predicted model, not a curated record